AUGGACGCGAAAGCAAAGUCGCAUGGAUUCUCUUUGAACGAUCUGCUCUUGAAGGGUCCGGAUUUCGUUCCUCCGCUGAUCGCAAUCUUGGUACGAGCAAGGAUGAAGAAGAUAGCUUUCGUAGCUGACAUCCGGGAAAUGUUUCACCAAGUGCGCAUCCGUCCUGAAGAUCAAAAUUCCCAACGUUUUCUAUGGCGUGGUAUGAACCGCACGGUUCCACCAGAUGUAUACGUGAUGAAGGUUAUGAUAUUUGGCGCGGUUUCGUCCCCAUCGAUGGCACAAUUCAUAAAGAAUUUCAAUGCAAAGGAACUGGAAGAAAAGCAUCCUGGCGUCGAACGAGCAGUUGUUAAACAACAUUAUGUCGACGAUUAUUUCGACUGCGCUGACACUGAAGAAGCGGCAAUCGAACUGAUCCAACGCGUGAUAAAUGUUCACGAGCAAGGCGGAUUCAAGCUGGCGAAGUUCUCCUCGAAUUCCAAAACUGUGAUCGACUCGCUCGAUCCUGAAAUUGUGGCCGGCUGUAGAGAAGGUGAGGUUCGCGUUCUAGGAAUUAGAUGGGAUCUGCAGUCCGAUGAAUUUGUUUUUCCAUUGACUUUCUCAAACCUGGAUGAGCGCUUCCAAAGUGGCGAAGCCAUUCCAACAAAACGGCAGCUGUUGAGGUUCAUGAUGAGUAUCUUUGACCCACUUAGUUUUCUCAGUCCAAUAACAAUACAACUGAAGAUUAUCUUCCAAGAGCUGUGGCGGUUGCAAUCCGGUUGGGACGAUGAAAUUCCCGACGGACUGGUUCCCAGAUGGACGGAUUGGUUGGUCGAAACUAGGAAGUUAAACGAAAUUCGUUUCUCAAGGUACUAUUACCCUGCGGUUUCGUCUUUUUCCAAUGUGGAAUUACAUGCCUUCUGUGAUGCGAGUGACAAGGCGUUUGCUUGCGUGGUAUAUAUGGUUCAUCGUAGUCAAGGUAAAGUUCAUGUGGCCCUGGUAUAUGCCAAGUCAAGAGUGGCGCCCCUAAAGUCACAAACUGUACCACGCCUGGAACUACAAGGAUGUGUUCUCGCAAGUCAGAUGGUGAGCGUACUACAAACGGAGAUGAUGGUGGAUAUUACCAGGGUGUACUUCUGGACCGACUCUAAGAUCUGCUUGAGUUGGCUGAAGACAGGUCUGACCGCGUACGUCGGCGCACGUGUGAUGCGGAUUAAAGAAAAUGGACACGGAACCGAUUUGUGGCGCUGGGUUCCAUCACAGCUGAAUGUGGCUGAUUUGGCCACGAAAUGUUCAAAGUUUGGCAAUAUGCAUGAGUGGUUGCGAGGUCCAGACUUCCUUCAUCGCGACAGUAUGUACUGGCCUACUGAGGAACCAUUGGCGAUGUCUACUGCAGAGCUGGUAAAUUUUCAAUCUGAAAUCAUCGUCGAUAGUAGCACCAAUCUGUUGUGUUACACUGUACACGAAGAAGCAUCGAUUGAGCUGCCCGACAUUUCAAGGUUCUCAGAUUUCAAUAGGCUGAUCAGAUCAACCGCAUACUACCUGAAAAUGAGAAAACUGUUAGUAUUGCCAAGAUCCGAGAAACCUGAUCGUUUGACGUUAUCUGUUCAAGAAAUAUCCGACGCUAGAAAUAAUUGGUACAAGAAAGUACAAGCUGAAGUCUUUGGGUCAGAGCUGUUUAAUCUGAAGAAGACAGGAUAUGUGAAAGCUAACAGCCGAUUAAGAACGUAUUCUCCAUUUCUCCACAAUGGAAUCAUCCGCAUGCGAGGUCGUGUUCAAGAUAACAACCAGUCGUUCGAAGUAAACAACCCCGUGAUUCUACCUGACAAUCAUCCGUUUUCAACAUUGAUCAUUCGUAUGUAUCACAUCGCGAACGCGCAUCAGGGGUUGGAGGCUGUCAUCAAUAACGUCAAGGAACGCCACCGUAUACUGAAGAUCCGUUCGCAAGUAAAGAAGUAUGCACUGUCUUGUGUGAGGUGUCGAGAACUGAGAGCGAAACCAACAGUUCCGCAAAUGGAAAUCUACCACCGGAAAGAACGACUCCGUUCGCGUAUCCGUUCACCUGUACCGGAAUCGAUUAUUUCGGACCGCUAUCUGUGA
This is a messenger RNA of Armigeres subalbatus, 2076 nucleotides long. RefSeq lists its product as uncharacterized. The record is from RefSeq and is a predicted model, not a curated record. The transcript has a single exon. NCBI's taxonomy places the organism in Eukaryota, Metazoa, Arthropoda, Insecta, Diptera, Culicidae. Bases 1 to 2076 code for a protein of 691 amino acids.